Rotaria sp. Silwood2 is the source of this 255-nucleotide messenger RNA. NCBI's taxonomy places the organism in Eukaryota, Metazoa, Rotifera, Eurotatoria, Philodinida, Philodinidae. The record is from the annotation of a GenBank genome assembly.
AUGAAUAUCUUACUAAUUGUAUUAUUAAUUAAUUUAAUUGAUGCUCAACUUAAUUUGUAUCUUGAUUCAGUUUCUGUUGAACAAUUAUUUGAAUUAAAAGAACAUCGAUUGUAUUUUAUCAAUGGAAAUCAAAUUCGACAAUCAGCAUUUGAGUCAUCUUUAUUAGUAUCUGCUAAUAUUCAUUUUGUUGAAUUUACUUGGAAUAACGAAAGACUUGAUAUUGAUACAGUAUGUUAUAUAAAAUGUAUUUUAUAA